GUAGCGCGGGGAAUUUCGAGUAUAGGAGCUACGCGGCAGGCCGGUAGCUGGCGGGCAUGUCAGGUGCGACCAUGGAGGCCCUGGCGGAGCCGCGGUGGCCUCCCGGGCUGGCGAUGAUGAAGACAAUAGAUGAUUUGCUUCGUUGUGGGAUUUGCUUCGAGUAUUUCAACAUUGCAGUGAUAAUCCCCCAGUGCUCUCACAACUAUUGCUCUCUUUGUAUAAGAAAAUUUUUGUCCUAUAAAACUCAGUGCCCAACUUGCUGUGUGGCAGUAACAGAACCAGACCUGAGAAAUAAUCGCCUUUUAGACGAACUGGUAAAAAGCAUGAAUUUUGCACGGACUCGCCUGUUGCAGUCUGCUUUAGAGUCACCACCCAUAUCUCCUGUGUCUUCCACCUCAAAGAAAGUUGUUGUUAAAGUACAUAAUGCUGAAGCCAAGCCUAACCCUGUCAAACAGGGGAACAGGUUAAUGGACAAGUUCCUGGUUAGAGAAACUGGUGGUUGUGUAUCAGAGUUGUUGGGAAAAGAAAAUGACAUGAAAUUCAGCCCUCAAAAGGAGAUAAAUACCUCUGCUGAGAUUAAAGAGACAAGUCUCAUAGGAAAGACGGUACUUGGUCUUUCAGAUGCUAAUGGUCCUGUGACACCCUCUACAUCCACCCUGAAACUGGAUACUAAAGUGUCUUGUCCUGUUUGUGGGGUCAGCAUUCCAGAAAAUCACAUCAACAAGCAUUUAGACAGUUGCUUGUCACGUGAAGAGAAGAAGGAGAGCCUUAGAAGUUCUGCUCACAAAAGGAAGCCGUUGCCCAAAACUGUGUAUAACUUGCUCUCUGAUCGUGAUUUAAAGAAAAAGAUGAAACAACAUGGCUUAUCUAUUCAAGGGAGCAAACAACAGCUUAUUAAAAGGCACCAAGAAUUUGUACACAUGUACAAUGCCCAGUGUGAUGCUUUGAAUCCUAAAUCAGCUGCUGAAAUAGUCCAAGAAAUUGAAAACAUGGAGAAGACCAGGAUGCGUCUUGAAGCAAGUAAACUGAAUGAAAAUGUCAUGGUUUUUACAAAGGACCAAACAGAGAAGGAAAUAGAUGAAAUUCACAGUAAAUAUCGUAAAAAGCAUCAGAAUGAAUUCCAGCUUCUGGUGGAUCAGGCCAAAAAAGGAUACAAGAAAACUGGCAGACUGUCUAAAGCUACAGUAAUAAGAAAAGAUGGACCUGCAGAGAAGCUGUCAUCUGCAACCACGGGACAAGAAUGUAAUGUGAACUUCUCCGAUACAGUCUCAGUAACAAACCACUUUCUUCAGUCCAAACUGGAGUCCCCUGGACAGUUGGAGCCUGAGAGACCAGAUGAUUCUUCUAGUUGUACUGAUAUUCUUCUCUCCUCAGAAUCAGAUUCGUGCAAUAGUUCCAGUUCAGACAUCAUAAGAGACCUUCUGGAAGAAGAGGAAGCCUGGGAAGCGUCUCACAGGAGCACUAUUGUGGGGAGCACCCCUGACUAUGCUGCUUGUAUGGAAGCCAGAAAUGAUCAGAAUAGAGAAAUAAACCCUCAACAGAAUCACCGCACUAGAGCCACUGAAAGUGCUGAGGUUGAACCAAGAAACAAGCGGAAUAGGAACUAGUAUGGGCUUUCCUCAGCUUUUCCAUACGGUGACCAGAAUAUGGUUUUUUUUUAUUGCCAUGUGUGAUUUCAUAUUUAGAAAUAGCCAGGGGAGAUGUUUAACAUUAAAUGUAGUAAUUUAUUUUCAUUCUUCUUUGCCUUUCUAGAAAAAAAAGUUAUGAAAUGACCCUUGACCCUUCUUGUUCAGUUGCUUCCUUCCUCUGAGAUGUUUCUCCCCUAAAAACACAUUGACCAGCUUUGCCCAACACACUCAUUCCUUAGCAGGGGUGUUUGCCUCGGCUUAACUUCUCUAUUUCAGGAUAUUUUAAAGUCAUUUUUCACUUUUUUUCAUUGGGGAACCAACCCCAGCAACAACUUCUUUAUGUCCUCUUGAUAGUAACAAGCUGGUAAGAAUAUACACGCUUUUGUCAUAGUUUACUCUCUUCGUAUAAGUGCCUGAUGCCAGGCCACCAGCAGUUACUGGUUAGUACCUAAGUUAAAUGUUUUUGGUUGUUAGAUAUUCCUAUGUUUUACAAAUAGAGUAGGUUUAUGGUAUAAAGUCACAAAGUUGGUUUUAUAAUUUUUGAAAAGUCAGGAAAGUAAGUAUUGUAACAGUCACAAUAACCCUGAAGCAUAUGUAUGUGCUUCUGAAAUGUCAUUUAAAAAUUAUUCCUGUUAGUAUUUUUCCACUGGGGUCAGGCAGAUCUCUAACACUUUGAAUCCCAGGUGUUAAACAAAUAAAAAAUGAAAUAAAUGAAUUUUGUCAAUGAUUACACAGUUUGUAAUUUCCUUGAAAUAGUGUCUUGAUAGUAUUUGAAUAAAGGCUAUGAAUAUUUA
Molecule: messenger RNA, 2422 nt
Organism: Mesocricetus auratus (golden hamster)
Lineage: Eukaryota; Metazoa; Chordata; Mammalia; Rodentia; Cricetidae
Gene: Rad18
Product: RAD18 E3 ubiquitin protein ligase
Exons: 14
Coding region: 57-1607 (516 amino acids)
Biological process (GO): protein monoubiquitination; DNA damage tolerance
Cellular component (GO): nucleus; Rad6-Rad18 complex
Molecular function (GO): single-stranded DNA binding; ubiquitin protein ligase activity
Source: RefSeq, a predicted model, not a curated record